UUGCUAUGGAAACCAGAGGGGGCUGCAGGAGCCCUGGGAGAGCCUGGGAUGCUGAUGAUGUCAACAGGGGCAGCAAAGGCACUUGGCCCCAAGUGAUGACAUCAAGCCCUGGGUUGACAUCACCAGGCAACCCCCUCCCCAUGAACCCAGCCCUGAUGAUGUCGCCCAGGAACCUUUUUAUGUUACCCAUUGCCUCCUGUUGCUACAGCAAUGCCACUGACUUCUAUUAAUUGCUUCUUGGCAAUGGUACCAUUGAAACUUUCUUGUUGCUAUGGCGAUGACUAGAGGGCAGGAGAGGCUCCCUCUAAUAUGGUGGCUUUCCACGGAACCACACCUGCCCGUAGUAAAGAUGGCGUCUAGGGAUGCCUGAAGACUACAUUUCCCAAAAUGGCGCUCGGCCACCCUUUCCCGUAGUCAGGAUGGCGGCCACUUCUCAUUUCCCUUUUCAAAGAUGGUGGCCCCACGGCCAAGCUUUUCUCCAGGGCCUCUGGCCAGUACCUAUUUCAAAAUGGCGGCAGAACAGACAGCUAUUGCCCACUUGUAAGAUGGCGGCCGCCCCUUUCCCAGUCCUAUUCAAACACGCAAGCCGCGGUUGUCUGGUUCCAUCCGCAACAUGGCGGACGCUGCCCCUUCUCAAGAUGGCGCCUCCGCGCCUUCCGGCAUGAGGGCGGAAGUGGGGCAGACGACGCCUGCCCGGAAGUAGCGUUGACCUGUGCUGCGAUGGCGGACCCAGCGUGGCUCAGCGACGACAAUGGGGACGGCGACAGCAGCAGCACGGAGGAGAUGGAGGGGGACGGCGAGCCGCAGGCGCCCGCGCAGCGCGUGUAUGUGCCGGGCCGCGCGCCACCGCCGGGGCAGAGCGAGGAGCUGGUCAUGGACGAAGAGGCCUAUGUGCUCUACCAGCGCGCGGGCACCGGUGCCCCUUGCCUGAGCUUUGACGUGGUGCGGGACACGCUGGGCGAGGGGCGUGACUGCUUCCCCCUGUCCCUACUGCUCUGUGCCGGCACACAGGCUGAGACCGCCCAGGCCAACAGGCUGCUGGUGAUGAAGAUGCACAACCUUCAUGGCACACGGAAGGUUGCCUCUGAGUCCGAAAGCAGUGAGAGUGAAGAAGAGGAGGAGGAGGAUAAGAAACCCCAGCUGGAACUGGCCAUGGUCCCCCACUAUGGAGGCAUCAACCGUGUCAGGGUGACCUCACUGGGCAGCGCCCACAUAGCGGCUGUGUGGUCUGAGAAGGGCCAAGUGGAAAUCUAUGACCUGAAGUGUCCCCUGGCGGCCCUGUCCGACCCACAGACCAUGGUCACUUUUCUGCGGGAGGAGCAGGCAAAGAUCAAGCCUCUCUUCUCCUUUGCAGGACAUAUGACUGAAGGGUUUGCCCUGGACUGGUCUCCUAAAGUGGCAGGUCGUCUCCUCACAGGUGACUGCAACAAGAACAUUCACUUAUGGAUGCCCAAGGAGGGUGGGACAUGGCAUGUGGACCAGCGCCCUUUCACUGCCCACAUGGCCUCUGUAGAGGACCUGCAGUGGUCACCCACUGAAGCCACAGUGUUUGCCUCAUGUUCGGCCGACGCCUCAGUGCGAAUCUGGGAUGUGCGGGCAGCACCAAGCCAGGCCUGCAUGCUGACAGCCAGCCAGGCCCAUGACAGUGAUGUCAACGUGAUCAGCUGGAACCGCCACGAGCCUUUCAUUGUCAGUGGCGGCGAUGAUGGCACCAUCCGCAUCUGGGACCUGCGCCAGUUCCAGAAAGGCACCAGCGUGGCCACAUUCAAGCAGCACACAGCACCUAUCACCUCAGUGGAGUGGCACCCCACGGACAGUGGGGUGCUGGCAGCUGCAGGGGCUGACAACCAGGUGACACAAUGGGAUCUGGCUGUGGAGCGGGACCAAGAGGCUGAGGGGGAGAGUGAUGACCCGGCCUUGGCCUUCAUCCCCCCGCAGCUGCUAUUCGUGCACCAGGGCGAGACCGACAUCAAGGAACUGCACUGGCACCCGCAGUGCCCUGGUGUCCUCAUCACUACCGCCCUAUCCGGCUUCAACAUCUUCCGCACCAUCAGCGUGUAACCCUGGGGAGGGGCAGCUGGGGCACAGGGACAGCCCCACACAGCCUUGGGACUAGGCUGCCAGAGCCAGGGAAUGGCCAAGUGCCCCUCCAUCAGCACCGCGUUGCCUUCUCUCCCUCCCAGGACUGUUUUGGCUGCCGUUGCACAGGAUACCUGCACACUCUCUCUUAAACCAGCAUCCAUGCUAUGCAUCCUCCUUCCCUUCCACCUUGCAGAUGAUGUCUCCCAGUUACAGGCUUCUACCAUUGCACAGAAAAGGGAUGUUGAGCAAUUUGGGAGAUCAGUGUUGUGUCCCCCCACCCCCACUUCCUUUUCUGUUGGUGCUGCUGGUAGAUACUGUUACACAGAAGGUGGGGGGGUCUGUUUUUAUAGUAGGUGUAUAACACCCUCCUUGUCUUUUUCAGGUGCCAGUUGCUACCAUUAUCCAGAAUGGAGUUGGGGUGGGAGGAGCAGGCAUAACCACAUACAUUGGCUGGAAAGAAGGGGUGGAGGGGACUGUCUGGAGAGUCAGCAGCAGUUAGGAGUGUCUCUUCCCCACCCCCUUCUCUCUGCAGAUGGAGUAGCCAUGGAUUGUAUGAAGCAGCAUCAGCGUCAUCUCUCCUCCCCACUGGGCAGUGGUUACUACCAUUGUGCAGAAUAAGGGGACUAGCAAAACUGUCUAAUUCCGCCCCCCUUGCUUAUGGACUGUGCCAGCUUUCACAGCACUGAAUGGGGGAAUCCGCUAGCUCAGCUGGGAGUGGAAACUUGCAUUCAGCAUCAGGGAACCUUGUGUCCAACUGGAGCUGGGCUGCACCUUGUCCUGAAGAGCUGUGGCCUCGGUGAUGCUGACCAGUAGUUUACCAACCAUAUAUUGUACUUGGGUCAUUCAGAGUGUGACAAGGGGGGGGGGGUGUGCAAAUUCUCAGUUCCCUUCUUUAUGCUGGGAUCCUUCCAGAUGGAUCCUUCCAGACCUGGUAGCCACCACUCGUAUGGGGGUGGGGACAAAACCUCUCUCUGGUUUCAGUUUUCCCAUUUAAAGAGGGAACACAAAUUUUAUUCAAAUUCCACCCCCACAGUAGUUGGGUUGCUCCAGAGCCGGUGAGAACAGGCACUACCACCUGCAGAGGGGGUGUGGGGAAGGCAUCCUCUUCCUGGCAAUCCCUUCUGUUCCCCAAGGAAGGAAGUUGGAAUAGUCCAACUCCCUUCUUGGGUACUACCAUUUUGCACUCCCUUGCAGGGAGUGGGGGACUUACUCCCUUGAAUGAUAGUAAGGGAAAGGCCCUGCCCCAUGCCCAUAGGGGGUACAAGCCCUAGGACAGGACACUGGCCACAUGAAAGCCAAGGAGGGGUCUGUGGCAUAGGUGCAGGGACUGAACCUGCCUGGCCCCUGGGGCAGGGGGGUGCAGACAGCCUGGCUCGAGCAUGGUGGGAAGAGCUGUGCAUGGCCCUGCAGGGAACCUUUGGAAGCCAGGCCUGUCCCACUACCCCCUCCCUGGCUGGGGGGCACAGACCAGCCCUGCUCAGCUACAUGUCAACUGCCCCAGGGAUGAGGAGGGGCUUCUACAGCUGUCUCCAAAGGCUGCCUCAGGUGUUGUUUUUUUGUUUUUGGGGUUUGGUUGUUUUUUUUGGGGGGGGGGGGAGUAUGGAGAGGGAGGUCACACAUAGGAUGAGCCAUGAGUGUACUGAAAGAUUCUUUUUUUGUCCAGAUGUUUUAAUUAAAAUACAAAAAUAUUAA
Messenger RNA from Alligator mississippiensis (American alligator), 3774 nucleotides. RefSeq names its product glutamate rich WD repeat containing 1 (gene GRWD1). The record is from RefSeq and is a predicted model, not a curated record. The transcript is spliced from 7 exons. Gene Ontology annotation, molecular function: protein binding. NCBI's taxonomy places the organism in Eukaryota, Metazoa, Chordata, Crocodylia, Alligatoridae. The coding region runs from base 721 to 2061 and encodes 446 amino acids.